Molecule: messenger RNA, 2353 nt
Organism: Populus euphratica (Euphrates poplar)
Lineage: Eukaryota; Viridiplantae; Streptophyta; Magnoliopsida; Malpighiales; Salicaceae
Product: vacuolar protein 8-like
Exons: 1
Coding region: 471-2144 (557 amino acids)
Molecular function (GO): protein binding
Source: RefSeq, a predicted model, not a curated record
UUUUAGAAUUAAGAAAAGAUAAAACCUCUCCACCUCUGUCCUUGGCAUCACCCACCGUUGGAAGUAAAUAAGUCACCCUUUGACCAUCUCCCAUUUCUGAUAUCUCUCCCCAACUUCCAACAGACUCCACAGUCAACACAGCAGAAACCCCAUUUCCCCCCUCUAAAAUGACAAAAUGCCCUUCCAACCUUGAUGACAGUCAUGUAAUUUGCUAUGAACAACCAAAGCAUCUAGUUAGCAACACAACUCAGUUUCAACUUCUUCGGAAUAUAGACAGCUAGAUAGCAUUGCUACACGGAGAGAUAUGCAGGCUCAUACUCUAUCUCUAUCUUAAAAAAGAUUUCAUCGCUUAGAUUCCUCCCUUGAUAGGUAGAUUCCAAAUGGGGUUGUUGCAAAAUCAUUGAUAAACAAAAACUUGGGAAAAGAAAGUUCAAAAACAAGACCAGAUCUUUCAAGAAUCUUCACAACCAAUGUGCAGUGUCAGGCAAGCUAUUGAGGUUAUUUCUUCUUUGAUCUCCUACUCUCAUCCAAUUAAAGUCUUUGCCGUGAAAUGGCAACUGAUUAGAAACAAGCUAGAAGAGCUAUGCUCAAGCCUGACUGCCCUAGAGAAUUGUGAUUCAAUCCAGAAUCCAAUACUUUCAGGCAUGAUAUCUGCUAUCCUAGCCUCUGCUAGUGACUGCUAUGAUCUUGCUAGAAGAUGCGUGGAUCUUUCGUACAGUGGCAAGCUCUUGAUGCAGAGUGAUUUGGAUGUAAUGUUUGCAAAGUUUGAGAGACAUGCAAAGAAUCUAUUUGGGAUUUGUACUGCAGGCAUUUUGACUCAGGGUUUUGCCAUUGUUGUGUCUAGGCCUGGUGACAAUGCUUGCAAAGAUGACAUGAGGUUUUACUUUAGAGAUCUGUUGACUAGAAUGAAGAUUGGUGACUUGGAAAUGAAGAGACAGGCUUUGCUCAAUUUGUAUGAUGUUGUUGUUGAAGAUGACGAGUAUGUGAAGAUACUUGUCGAAGUUGGUGACAUAGUGAAUAUACUGGUUAGUCUUCUUGAUUCAGUGGAAUUGGAAAUUCAACAAGAGGCUGCAAAGGUCGUGUCAGUGAUUUCGGGCUUUGAUUCCUACAAAUCUGUUUUGAUUGGAGCUGGGAUUGUAGGGCCUUUGAUCAGGGUUUUGGAGAGUGGCAGUGAAAUAAGCAAGGAGGGUGCCGCAAGAAGCUUGCAAAAAUUAACUGAAAAUUCUGAUAACGCUUGGUCAGUUUCAGCUUAUGGGGGUGUGACAGCUCUAUUGAAAAUAUGUACUAGCGCUGAUUCUAGAACAGCACUUGUUUGCCCUGCUUGUGGGGUAUUGAGAAAUCUUGUUGGUGUUGAUGAAAUAAAGAGAUUUAUGAUUGAAGAAGGUGCAGUGCCCACAUUAAUCAAGCUGGCAGGAUCAAAAGAUGAAGCUGUGCAGAUAAGUUCGAUCGAGUUCCUUCAAAAUAUUGCAUCUGUAGACGAAUCAGUGAGGCAGUUGGUGGCUAGAGAAGGUGGAAUUCGGGCAUUAGUACGGGUUUUUGAUCCGAAAAGCGCAUGUACUUCAAAAUCUCGAGAGAUGGCAUUAAGGGCAAUUGAGAAUCUAUGUUUCUCUUCAGCUGGUUAUAUCAUUAUGUUGAUGAAUUAUGGUUUUAUGGAUCAGCUUCUUUUCUUUCUUCGAAAUGGAGAUGUUUCGGUUCAAGAAUUGGCACUGAAAGCAGCAUUUAGGCUCUGUGGAAAAUCAGAGGAGACUAAAAAGGCAAUGGGGGAUGCUGGAUUUAUGUCAGAGCUUGUUAAGUUUCUUGAUGCAAAAUCAUUUGAAGUUAGAGAAAUGGCAGCUGUGGCACUCUCCAGCUUAGUUUCUGUGCCUAAAAACCGUAAAAGAUUCGUGCAGGACGAUCGCAAUGUGGGCUUUCUUCUUCAAUUGCUUGACCAAGAAGAGGCAAAUUCAGGUAGCAAAAAGUUACUGAUCUCUAUAUUAUUGUCCUUAACAAGUUGCAAUAGUGGAAGAAAAAAGAUUGCCAGUUCUGGUUAUUUGAAGAACAUAGAAAAACUUGCAGAAGCUGAAGUUUCUGAUGCUAAAAGACUUGUCAGGAAGCUCUCCACAAAUAGAUUCCGUAGCAUAUUAAAUGUAAUCUUGCAUUCUUGAUUGUGAUUCUCUUUCUUUCACCGUAUAUCUAAAAAAGUGGUAUCAAAGCUUUUUCAUCUUCUGUUGGUUCUUAAUCUCACUUACAGGUCUUUAUCUCUGUUUAUUUUAUCUGCAAAAACAGCUUUAGAGCAGCUUGUAAAUAUUCUGGCAUUGUUGAUUUGCAGUCACAGUUAAUAUUAAGUGAAUAAAAUAUUAAAAACAGGAUGUAA